Molecule: messenger RNA, 744 nt
Organism: Exophiala spinifera
Lineage: Eukaryota; Fungi; Ascomycota; Eurotiomycetes; Chaetothyriales; Herpotrichiellaceae
Exons: 2
Coding region: 1-744 (247 amino acids)
Molecular function (GO): peroxidase activity
Source: RefSeq, a predicted model, not a curated record
AUGUAUCUCUCCUUGACCAACAUUAUCAAAACAUUGUUCACCGGCGGCUAUGCCGACAAGAAAUCCAGAUCCCAAGCAUCAUCUGCACCUGCAAAUGACGACCACAGCUACCAAAAGGGGGACAUUGAACAUCGCAGUCCGUGUCCAGGGUUGAACGCCCUCGCCAACCAAGGAUACCUCCCCCGCGACGGCAAAAACAUCACGCUCGCCCAGGUCCAACACGCUCUCCAAACGGCGCUCCACAUGGACUGGCUCGCGGCCGCGUCGCUGGUGUCGUCGCUCCCGCCUCUCCUGCGGCCCGACGGGACCUUCGACCUCGUCGACACGCGGCGGCAUAACGUCAUCGAGCACGACUCGUCCUUCACCCGCCUCGACUUCCACCAGGGCGACAACUACACGCUCCGGCCCGAGAUGUUGCAGGCCAUGAUCGACGACGCCGGCGGGGGCGGCAAACCCGUGACGCUACGCUCGCUCGCCCGCACUUUCAAGCGCCGCGACAAGGAGAGCCGCGCCGCCGGAGCGCCCCGGCUGCCGCUGAACCUGUGGUUCGUGAGGGUCCUCCAGGCCGUGGGGGUGAUGAACACGGCGCAGACCGGUGGCAUCCUGACUCCUGAGCUCCUUCAUGCCGUCUUCGUCGAGGAGAGGUUUCCCGACAUUAUCCUCGAGAACCCCACGCCACGGACCGUCUUUACCUUGCUGGGCAAUGCCUUGGGCAUGAUGAAGUAUGUGGUGUUUGGAUCAUGA